Lathyrus sativus (Indian pea) is the source of this 387-nucleotide messenger RNA. Lineage: Eukaryota; Viridiplantae; Streptophyta; Magnoliopsida; Fabales; Fabaceae. The record is from the annotation of a GenBank genome assembly.
AUGGCCACAGCCUCAGCAGCAACUCCGUCUACAAUCACUGUUGUAGGAAGCUCAGCCACCGGUUCCAAAUCAAGGACCCUCAAGAAGUGUCCUAAUGUGCAGUCCAUCAGAAGACUCUAUUCUUUUAACGGAUUGAAAGCUCAGCACAGCACCGUGACAUCACUGGGAGUUCCGGUUUCCUGCGAACAAGGUUUUGCCAAAGUGAUCUGUUCAAUAUCACAGGGAGGAAGAAGAAGCCGUAGAGGUGGUGGUGCUCUUUCUUCAUCAUGUAAUGCUGCAGGUGAGAUUUUUCAGAUUGCAGCUAUUAUGAAUGGACUUACUCUUGUUGGUGUUGCCGUUGGGUUUGUUCUUCUUCGAAUUGAAGCUGCUGUGGAAGAAGCUGAGUAA